AUAGUUAAAUCAAAUAAGUUUUAAUUUCUGUUGCAUGGUUCAGUGGGUUUCUGUCUUUAAUGAAAAUGUUUACCAAGGAUUUAGUGCACUGGUUCAUAGAUUUAUUAAGUGAAUUAAACUAACAUGAGAGUUGUCAACAAUUUCUGAGAGCUAUUCCGUCUUUAGCGGAUUCAAGAAAAUGACAGCGUAUUAAUAUAAAAUAAAACAAGAUUUGUAUAUCGCCAGUAUUGAGAGGAAAAUAUAAUCAUAAUGACUAAGUGUUAAAACACAGGAGGUUAAAAGGUAUAAAGAAAAAUAAAGAGGAGGUUAUUUGAAGGCCUCUAAAAAUUGCACGAGAUUUUCAAAAUAUACAUGAAAAAAAUGAAAAAUUCUGGAAAUGGGAAAGUGAAACGACCUGAAAGACCACUAUACAUUCCACCAGCGUUUCGUUCAAAAUCGGACAAGGAAUACGAAGAUGAGAUGGAAUAUGCUAAAAAUAAGUAUGGAAAUGGGAACUCAAAUUAUUCUUUGGAAAAAGAUGAUCAUUCACGGGAAAAGCUUACAAAUACAGUUUCGAAAAGGGUGCGAUUCGAGAGUUCUUGCUCUUCAUCUAAUCCAAAAAGUACAUCAGACGAAUCUUAUAAAGAUGAUGAUUCUAGUGACUUUGAAGACUUUGUACCCGAGGAUGAUUUAAAUAUUAGUGAAGAAACGAAUGAAAAUAAUUCAAAUGAUCCUUGGAAGAUAGGAGAAAAAAUGCCUGCCAGAAAUCAUCAUGGUAUCGAAAUUGAAAAUUAUCAGAACGACGAUAAAAUACCAAACAGAAUUUCGAUGCAACCUGAAAGUGAUUCGGACUCAAAAUCUUAUUCAAAUCAGCUACCGAAUUCAGAGUCAAGUGAAACAAAACCUGAAAAAGGAUUAUUUGAUAAUUAUGAUGAUAAUAUCUCGGAUAUUGAAUCUGUUAUUGACAACAAUACGAAAAUGAAAGGUGUAUUAACUUCCAGUCCUAAUUCCGAUGUAGUCGAAGAAAAGGUUUUGAAUGCAGCUAAAUAUGUGCCUGAAGAAGAUAGUAUGUUAGAAUUGACAUUACAUGGUCAAAAUGAUCUCCAUGAAACUAUUAUCAGCGACAAUAAGAAUUUCGAUGCUUUCUGUGAUCUUCCAUCAAUUGAGAAUCAGCCACCAGAUUACACAGAAAUUUUUGGCAAUAAUUACAUUCCUCCUCCUGUUCCGCCACCAGUGUCUGGUUUUCGAUUGCCACCAAUACAUCGUAUGCCAUCACUUGCUUCAUCACCAUAUGAGCUUUUUGCCCCUCCUCGUGCUUCACUCCAUAAUAGGCCACGGUUGCUUACUCAGCUAAGAUAUCCUCGACAUAUACUUGUUCCAUCCAUUCGGCUAUGUUCGGAUAUUCCACAUCUCCCUGUUUCUUCAUACAGUUCAUCAUAUAGGCCUUCUAUACGACAUCAUGUCUUGGCACCAUCUUUGUUACCUAUUCCUCCACCAAUUAAGCCGUGUAUGUUUUCCACUAUUUCACCAACAUAUAUGACCCAAGAAAGACUUAAUUCUCCGCGUUUAUCACAAGAUGCAUUAUAUCCUCCGUGUUUGAAUCAACGAAGUUUAAAUCCUCGCAAUUUAGAGACGCAUAAACGGGAAGAACCAUUUUAUAUACCUCCACCUAUAUCACCUCCACAGCUGGUGGACGAAAGCCAACAAAUCGAUAAUCAUAACCUAUGUGAGAAUGCUCAAAGCUGUUUGCCUUCUUCGAGUUCAUUAAUAAAUAAAAUGGUAUUUGAUACUAAAAUUUGGCCACAGAAUCUAAAGACGAAAAAUGAUCAUUAUCUUCAGUGAAGAGUUUGUGUGACAUAAAUUCGUACCAGAUCGUACAGGAGAAUACUCGGAUCUCUUGUAUGAUGAAUUAUGAAAAUCGCAGGAAGAGGACGAAUGAAUGAAAAACUUACCCAUUUGACAAAAGAUCUGGGAAACUGUAUAUAGAUCUAUUUUGUUGUUUCUUCACUUUAAUUAAGAUUCAAUUAAAAAUUACCUUAAUUAUAUUAAUUUUGUAAAAAUCCUUCUGAUAACAAAGCUUUGAACAGCUGUUGUAAAU
Messenger RNA from Argiope bruennichi, 2077 nucleotides. RefSeq lists its product as uncharacterized. Bases 352 to 1821 code for a protein of 489 amino acids. NCBI's taxonomy places the organism in Eukaryota, Metazoa, Arthropoda, Arachnida, Araneae, Araneidae. The transcript has 3 exons. The record is from RefSeq and is a predicted model, not a curated record.